AUACGAGCCCAAAAAUCCAUUUGUUAACCUAGCUCUACUAUAAUUAAAAAAAAAAAAAAGAAACCUAGCUUUACUCUCAUCAAAAUGGCAUCGGAGGAAGACAAGGCGCUGCCUCUCGUGAAUACUGAUGACGAGCCGGACUCCCACAUGAUUAAUAAGAUGGCAACGGUGGAGUCUGAGAUUUCUGAGAAAGAGAAAGAGGAGAUACGCCUACUUUAUGAGAGAGCAGAAAGAAGAAGGGGGCCCGCCAUCAGCUACUUUCCCCGUCGUUCCAACAACCCUCCAAAUAAGUCUCCUGGUCGAGAAGCAGACCUUGCAUUAAAUGUGCAGAAACUACGAUCAGAACUGAUUCACCUCGGCCUAUUUGAUGAGGAAGCCCCAAGAAGAACAUUCCAAAGGAGAAGCCUCCUACAUAAGGACCAACAGCAAUAGUGUGAAUUCAUUCCUGAAAUAGCUUUCCAUUUGUUUCAUACCAUAGAGUCCUAGAUCAAUUACAUUCAAACUAUUUUCUCUAGCUAGUUUAUUAUUUUUAGUUAUGGAUUAUCAUCAUAUAACAAUACAUGCUUAUUAUA
Molecule: messenger RNA, 572 nt
Organism: Arachis ipaensis
Lineage: Eukaryota; Viridiplantae; Streptophyta; Magnoliopsida; Fabales; Fabaceae
Source: RefSeq, a predicted model, not a curated record